CAAAAAUCUUUAUAUCAAAUUAUAAAUAAGUUGCAAAUAUAUGUACAAGUAUUGUGUAUUAUUUAUGAAAUAAUCUAGACAAUAGUGGAGACUGGAAAUGUGUGAUUUGUUUCAGCAGUUUAAAAUGAUACAUCAAUACUGACAAGACAAAGCUGUGAAUCAGAUCUGCAGGAAUAAUGAAAUUAGUCGACAUACAAACAUAUUGCUUCAUUAUUGCUUUUCUAUUCGUCGCUUUUGCCGCAUUGGUCAUGGCAUGGUCGAAACGAUUCCCCAUUGUGAUUAUAAGACGCUUGACUAAAAGGGAGAAAAAGAUUAUAGGACGCUCGACUAAAACGAUGACAGUGCCUGUCAGUCAUGAGGAACAUGACCAAACGUCGCUUCGUAAAAGGCGGUCAACAGCUGGAACACAGCCACAGCCACCGGAUAAGACAACUAUACAAACGGCAUCACUUCCGGCAAGGGCACCUACACCACCGCGUGUUAUACAUCUACAACAACAACAGCUGGACAUGGCGCAGCAACUAACAAUGGAACAAGGUAAGAAAAGAACCAAUUCUUAGUGUCAAAGUUAUGAUAGGGGAUUGGUUCAUUUAAGAUAUCUUAAAAAAAAAAACAAUAUCAAUAAGUUGGUUUAGCCAAAUUGUGUAUAGUAAUAACAGUAACGUCAUUACACGAAAACAGACAGAAAUUGCAAAAGGGGGUAGGUCAUGUUUUGUAAUGAACCUAUUAAAUACUGUACAAAGAAAAACUAUACCGGUUAAGAAUGUUCAAUUUGAAAUCAUAUAUUUUAGCGCUCAUCCAACAGAAAGACAAGAUAUACUAAUGAAUGGUUCAUUUAUUAGGACGAAAGCUAUUCGUCACUUGUGUUUAGCUUGAAAAAAGUUAUGACUCAAAGUUUCCGGUUAAGCUAGCGUGCAACUCAAUCCUUUCUUUCUUUAUGAUAAUUGAAGAACUAUGGAUGGCUUUUAAAGUUCUGAGCACAUAUACUAUUUC
This is a messenger RNA of Ruditapes philippinarum (Manila clam), 993 nucleotides long. RefSeq lists its product as uncharacterized. The transcript is spliced from 3 exons. The record is from RefSeq and is a predicted model, not a curated record. Bases 177 to 560 code for a protein of 127 amino acids. Lineage: Eukaryota; Metazoa; Mollusca; Bivalvia; Venerida; Veneridae.